UAAUCAAACUAAGUGUUAAUUUCUCAAUCUUAGUUGCGGUAACAAAAUAGAAGGUUGAGAUUGACUAACUAAUUAAUUUAAACUAGAGUAAGAGUAAGAAUAAGUAACUAGAGUAGAAUGUUUAAAAUUGAAUUGAUUUGUCAAAUCUAUCAACAUUAAUAUGUAGUUAUCCCAUAAACAAUAAAAUGAAGAUAAAGAAUAAACCUCACAACAUAAUAAAUCUCAACCAAGAUCUUGAAAAAUAUUUCCUUUUAAAUUUGAUCUUUUGUAGCGAGAUCACGCUUUAUUAGAGUUGUUUAGCAUUGUUUUAUCUGUCAUCUCCCUUGUAUUUUCAGCUUAGUCAAAUUAACGAGGGCCUUAUAACUCUAAUGGCAUCAAAACUUGACAACAACUACUCUUACAUCUAAAAGAUAGAUAAUAUUUUAAUGAUUUAUGCAAUAAAAUUAUUUCAAAUACGUGAGAUAAUCAUGAAUAAAAGUGUCAAAUUAAGUUUUAUGAAUCCAUCGUAACUCAUGUUGCCAAAGAGAGCCUCCGUUGCACCUGCAGGAAUAAAUGUAGAGCACAAAUCUUGCCUUGAACGGUUAACAUGUUUAGGACAUAGACAGUUUUAUUACGAAAAAUAUUAUUCCCUUUAAAAUGGGACUCCACUUGGAAUAUAGAAUGUACUUUUCCUCUUGAAUAAGGAAUGAGUUCUCUGCACCACAUGAAAUAACGCCAAUAGCAACAACAUAUAUUUUUUGAGAAAUAGUAUUAUUCGUUGCUAAUCUUGAUUAAUAAUGAAUUUAAUAAAAAUUUUAUUUGUUAAAUUAACUCGACGUUAAUUUUAAUAUUAAUUUUUUUUCAGUAGUGUCAUUUUCUUAUUGCACAGCCGGGACACUAUAAGUGUAGGUUGUAGGCAAGGCCCUGUUUCCCUUAGCACCACCAAAAUGGCUCAUAGCCAAAAAUGAUUUGAUCUCUUGGGAAGAAGUUGGUUGCAAAGUUACGAGGAAACCACGGAGAUCUUGUAGUUUCCAGUUCAAUUAUUCCUUUCAUUCGGAAAUUUCUCCAGCACAUGAUACAACCAUUCUUCUGCACUUGUUUACUGAGUUUCUGAAACAUCAAAACCAACUCCCACUUCUUCAAAUUCUCCGAUGUAAGUAGAGGUGUCUUCGUGGAAACAUGGGUGAAAACAGCCUCAAGAUCGUCAUGUAUCCAUGGUUUGCCAUGGGCCAUCUCACCGCAUUCCUUCAUAUUUCCGACAAAUUUGCAGAGAAAGGCCAUAAAAUCUUCUUUAUCCUCCCCACAAAAACACAGUCCAAACUGGACCAAUUCAAUCUCCAUCCCAACCUCAUCAAAUUCAUACCAAUUACCGUCCCACAAGUCGACGGUCUCCCUGAUGGGUCCGAAACCACCGCCGACGUCCCGUUUCCUAUGUAUUCACUUCUCCGGCACGCAAUGGAUCUGACAGAGCCCGUCAUCGAAGGCUUCCUCCGAGAACUCAAACCCCAUUUCGUGUUCUUCGAUUUCACCCACUGGUUGCCCGCCCUGGCGCGGCGUUUAGGCAUUAAGUCCGUUCAUUACUGCACCAUAAGUCCUGCAUCUGUGGCGUACCUUUUCCGUGAUGAGCCUGCAGCUGAUGCUUUCUUGGAACCUCCACCUGGUUUUCCCCCAUCAGCAAUCAGUCUUCACAAACAUGAAGCGCGCGGAGUGGAUUGGAUCAACAAUAUAAAAGAGUUUGGCAAUGGGAUGAAAUUUGUGCAGCGUGUACUUAUGGCGGCUGAGGAGUGUGACGCUAUGUGUUUUAAAUCUUGCAACGAAAUGGAGGGCCGGUUUUGUGAAUUUCUCGAGAAAAAGUUCAAGAAGCCAAUGAUUCUAGCAGGACCAGUUUUACCGGAGCCUCCAACCUCAAUGCUGGACGAGAAAUGGGCAAAAUGGUUGGACCAAUUCAAAGCCAAAUCUGUCAUCUUCUGUUCAUUUGGCAGUGAGGCUAGGUUGGAAAGGGAUCAAUUCCAAGAAUUGAUUUUGGGGUUUGAGCUCACCGGCUUUCCAUUUCUGGCGGCCCUAAAACCACCCAUAGGGGCAGAAACGGUGGAAGAGGCUUUGCCGGAAGGUUUCAAGAAGAGAAGUGCAGAAAGAGGGGCUGUACAUGGAGGUUGGGUUCAACAACAGUUGAUCCUAUCACACCCUUCAGUAGGAUGCUUCGUCACACACUGCGGAUGGGGUUCUUUGUCGGAAGCCAUGGUGAAUGAAUGCCAGUUGGUGCUACUUCCACAUGUGGGCGACCAACCGAUCAAUGCGAGAUUGAUGGGAGGAGACCUGAAAGUUGGGGUGGAGGUUGAGAAAGGAGAUGAAGACGGGUUGUUUACAAGAGAGGGUGUGAUGAAUGUCAUAAGGUUGGUGAUGGAAGAUGGCAGUGAGAUUGGAAAAGAAAUUAGAACAAAACAUGCAGAGUGGAGGGAGUUCUUGUUGAGGGAAGGGCUUGAGAGUUCUUACUUUGAUGAUUUUGUUCAUAGGCUGCAACGCCUUUUGGAGCAUUAAUAUAAAAACAUACAAAAAAAUGUAUCAAGUUUUAAUUUGAGUUAAUUUAUAAGU
Sesamum indicum (sesame) is the source of this 2571-nucleotide messenger RNA. RefSeq names its product cyanidin 3-O-galactoside 2''-O-xylosyltransferase FGGT1-like. NCBI's taxonomy places the organism in Eukaryota, Viridiplantae, Streptophyta, Magnoliopsida, Lamiales, Pedaliaceae. Gene Ontology annotation, molecular function: UDP-glucosyltransferase activity. The record is from RefSeq and is a predicted model, not a curated record.